Molecule: messenger RNA, 2103 nt
Organism: Columba livia (rock pigeon)
Lineage: Eukaryota; Metazoa; Chordata; Aves; Columbiformes; Columbidae
Gene: SLC51A
Product: solute carrier family 51 member A
Exons: 9
Coding region: 857-1876 (339 amino acids)
Biological process (GO): bile acid and bile salt transport
Cellular component (GO): plasma membrane; endoplasmic reticulum membrane
Molecular function (GO): transporter activity
Source: RefSeq, a predicted model, not a curated record
GCCAGUGGAACAAAGGGUGGGGGCUCAAAAGUCCCUGGUCACCCAGUAAAAACCAGUCCUCAUUUUUCUUGGGAUGCUGGAAGGACACCAGGAGCCGUGGGCACCCCUGGGACCCAUGAGGAUGCUGGGAUCCAUCUAGGACAAGGACACACUGCUCCUCACGUCUAAUGUCCCAGCUCCUCACCCAGUGUGUCCCCUCCAGCCUGCUGUCCCCCUCCCCAGGCUUGGGCUCUGAUUCUUCCCCAAGAGGCCGGGGUGCUGAGCUGGGAUGCUGAGCGUUGGGCCAGCCCUGCCCUCUAGUGUCAUGGGAGCUGCCCUCAGCAGCGCUCAGUCCCCGGCUGCUGGCAGCUGAGUCCUUGCAAACUCUUCACGCAGCCCACAGAGCCAUGCAGGGGCUGGCAGGCUUCCCACGGCCUCGCAGCAUCACCUCCCACCCGGCCACUGCUGCCAAGGGGACACAAGGACGCAUCAUGGACCUUAAAUGGCACCACGGGCAUCCCUGGCAACACAAACCCAUCUCUGGGCUGCCCCAGAGAGUGUGUAGGCAGCGCCACCCCAGCACAGGUGUCCUGCUCCCCAAGCUUUGGGGAUGCGCAGGCGUGCUGGCGCGGGUGAUAACUGCCUCCCCCAGCACUCUGGGUCAAUAACCGGGUGGCCGUGGGGCUGGGACAGCAUGGGGGCACGCCAAUGGGAGAGGGAGGGGAGCGCCCGAGGCUGCUGGUUAAACUGGAACGAGGUGCUGCAGCCUCCCCGCGGUCCCUGCCCUGGGGACUCUGACCCCACGUCGGGAGCCAAGGCAGGGAGCACUGAGCAGCCGAGCAGCCGCUGGGACUGAGCCAGGGACAAGCAGAGCAGUAUGGACCCCACCAUGGAGCUGGCAGAUGACCCCAGGUUCCCCCGCCCGCUGGUGGAGAUGCUGAUCAGGAACUUCAGCGUGCCAGCAGCCUGCUUCUCCCUGCCACCCACCUCCCGGCAGCUGCUGCGGCAGCUGGACGUGGCUCAACUCACCAUCAUGGGCCUCGCCACCGUCAUGACGCUGCUGUCGGUCGCAGUCUUCGUGGAAGAGGCUUUCUACCUCACUCGCAAGAUCCGCUGCCCCAUCAAGAUGAAGACCCUCCGCUGGAGCAGCUCAGCCCCCACGGUUGUGUCCGUGGUCAGCUGCUUCGGGCUUUGGAUCCCACGUGCCAUGAUGGUGGUGGAGAUGGCUACCACGACGUACUUUGCCAUCUGCUUCUGCCUCAUGAUGCUGGUCAUGGUGGAGGGCUUCGGGGGGAAAGAGGCGGUGCUCAGCACCCUGAAGGAUGUGCCCAUGGUGGUCAGCACCGGGCCCUGCUGCUGCUGCUGCCCCUGCCUGCCCCGAAUCACCAUGAGCAAGAGAAAGUUCAAACUGAUGAUGCUGGGGACUUUCCAGUACGCCUUCUGUAGGGUGGUCGCCGUCUUCCUGGGGCUGGUCCUGGCUGCUGAUGGGAACUACAACCCUGCUGACAUCUCUGCGGAGAGCGUGUCCCUCUGGAUCAACACCGUGGUUGGCGCCUCCACCCUCUUCGCACUGUGGGCUCUGGGCAUCCUCUUCCGGCAGGCUCGGCUGCACCUGGCCGAGCAGAACAUGCAGGCCAAGUUCUCCUGCUUCCAGGUCCUCCUCAUCCUGACGGCACUGCAGCCCGCGAUCUUCAGCAUCCUGGCCAACAACGGCAACAUCGCCUGCUCGCCACCUUUCUCCUCCAAGGCCAGGUCACAGCAGAUGAACAUGCAGCUGUUGAUCCCACAAACCUUCAUCCUGGCAGUGGUGACGCGGAUGUAUUACCGCAAGCAGGAUGACAAACCGGGCUACCAGCCCGUCAGCUUCGCGCCCGCAGGCAGCAAUGUCCAGGCGUGAGCAGGAGGGAGUGAGGCCGGGGCUGCUCUGUCCUGUGCAACCAUCUCCUCCUUCUCCUCUGGCCCCAGGGAGCUGUUGGCAGCAGAGGAGGUAGAGAGGGGAAAAGGUAUCUUGGAGCGGGGUGAAAGGUUCUGAAACCUGAGAGCCACAAGCCAAAGGGAUCCGUGAAGCCACCUCUGCCUUGGUGGCUCCUGUCUGGCACUGAAUAAAGAUAAAUUUGUACCUGA